Geodia barretti is the source of this 2211-nucleotide messenger RNA. Lineage: Eukaryota; Metazoa; Porifera; Demospongiae; Tetractinellida; Geodiidae. The record is from the annotation of a GenBank genome assembly.
AACGCGCAAGAAUUACAGAUAAAAUGGCGGCAUCUCGAAGGGUAGGAUCACAGCAGUAGACAGACAGACUUUCUGUAGAACCGUAGCGCGCAAGAAAUCACUCAUCAGCUCCGGUCGCGACUGUCCGUGAGUGCACGUCUAGCGAUGAGUCAGCAGCUGCGCUACAUCGUGGAGCGGCUGAACGCCCCUCCCUUCUCCCGCCGCUACAACCUCGUCUCAUUCGACUCCCUGGAGCCGCUGGCUCUGCUCCAAGUCCUGAACGAUGUCUUAGCCGAGAUCAGCCCAGAGCACAAGAUGGACCUCCGGGAAGAACCGCCCGAUCAGACGGCGCUGCGCAUCUUUUCCCUCCUUCGGAUCCUCAAGUACAGACCUAAAGCGGACGAGGGCGGCGGUCUGAACGCCUUCCGACACGGUCUCCUUGACGGCGAGAAAGCUACCAUCUACCCUCUCCUGCAGUGGCUGUUAGAGAAAACCAGCGAACUCAAAAAGAGGGCGUAUCUAGCCAAGUUUCUGGUGAAAAUCGAAGUCCCGGCAGAGUUUUUGCAAGAGGAAGCGGCAAUUGAAAUGCACACGACCUACCAGGAGCUAGUGGAGCAGUUCAAAGAGCUCCAUAAGACAGUAGAGCAACAAAGGUCGUCGCAGUUCAACGUUGCUGACGUUCGUAAGGACAUCAGCUCAAUGGAGGAGGAGAAGGAGCUGUUGAUGAAGAGAAUUGAGCGUCUGAAGAGGAAAGCAGCAGCCAUGCCCAUGCAGACUGAGAUGCUGGAAGCAGCCAAGAAACUGCGACAGGAAAAAGAUAGAGAGUUGUCACUGGGAGAGCAGCGUAUAGAGCAGAAGAAUCAGCUACUCCACGCCAAGCAGAGAGUGUCACGACUGCAGGAUCAACUGGAGGAGACUCGGCAAUCGGCUCAGGGGCUCACCCCACAGGGCCUCGUUACCAAACUGGGCGAGGAGAACCACGUCAAGUCGAUCCUGGUCUGCGACACCCUCCCUCGCAGCAUCGAUGAGAAGAGGAGAGAGUGCAUCGACCUGGAGAGGGUGGUGACUGAACCAAUCACCAGCGACACUGAUCUUGACGACCUCCGAGAACUAAUCGAGCAGACCAAAGCUGAGCUUUCGGAGCUAAUGGAGAAGCACAUGCCAGGUAGCGAUCCAGUCCAGGACAAACUGACCCUCUUUCGCCAGCAGGCAGCCAUCAUCUCUCGCAAGAAACAGGCCGAGGCCGAGAGCUAUAAGGCAGCUCUGGACGAAUUGGCAAGUGUUGAAGCAGAACUGAAGGAAAGAGAGGCGCAGAUGAGUGCACAGAUGAAGGGGCGGGGAGAAGUGGUGAGGGAGGAAGAGUUUAAGAGAAUGGUGGGCAAACUUCGACCGAUGCACAAGACCUACCAGAAGAAAAAGGGAGAGUUGUCUCUACUGAAAGCCGAGUCGGGUGUCCUGGCAAGGACUGAGGAGAUUCUGAGGUCUCGCGAUGAGAACGUGCAGGAACUAGUGGCUGUUCUAGAGGAGAAGAAAGGAGUGAGGGGCUACGUUCAGGCACAGGAGACUCUGGAGCAAGUUUCCGCCGCAAAGAGCGAACUGGACGAACGCAAAGAAGCCAAGUUGAGGGAAAUGACGCAGACGAUAGAAGAGUUGAACGAGGUCAUCAGAUCAAAGAAAGCAUCACUUGCGCCACUCCUGAAAGAGAUUCGUCCGCUCAGACAACAGCAUAAGGAUCUCCAGGCGCAGCACGCGGAAAAGAAAGUCACCUACGAUGCCGUCUACAUCGGAUUGGAGGUCAAACGCUUGCAACUCGAGACAGAGGUGCGUCAACUCUGGGAGGAAAAGACGACGCACGAGAGCCAGUACCACUACCUACAGGCACUCAAACAGAGCGUCGAGCUCCAGCAGCAAAAGGUGGCUGCAGAGAUGAAGAGCUACACGACGGCCGGAAAGACUGCAGCUUCGGGGGACAAAUCCAGGAAAUCUCUACGCGACCAGUACACCCGCAAGAUCCUGGAGCAGGAGAAUCUGGGUCGGGCACUGAGAGACAAACAGAAGGACGUCCGGGCAAAUCACGAGCACAACCUGAGACAGGUGAAGAUGUGGGGGGAGCUGCGGAGUCUUCUGGAAGCCAAGAGGGAGAGCUACAAGACACAGGCCAGGGAGAAGGCAGAGGAGAGAGCCGCCCAGCAAGCCAUGAUCGAGAACACCGACAGACUUGUCAUUACCUGA